AUGCUGGUUAAGAAUCCCAUGAAGCGUCUCAGCAGGAAUAGCACAGAUUCUAUUGCUGAGUUGUUGCGUUCGGUGCUUGGCGAAAAUGUCAUAAACCCACAGAAACAACAAAAUAUUGCAAAUAGGCAAGGAAGCCGUAUUGAACAUAUUCUGGUUAAUUCGUGGUAUCGAAGGAGUUCAGAUGCUGUUACUGGGGGAAGAAAUGUGUUGAACUGUGAUAAUAUAUUGAAAAGUUUGACUAAGUUGCGAAAGCAGCGAGAAUUCCACGACUAUUUCUUACUGCUGAGACUUCUCCAGUUUAACAAAGUAAGCUUUGUUAAUAGUAAAGGGGAAUAUCUUGACACCCAAAGUCGUGUGGGGCCUUUACUGUACAAUGAAUUAAGUAAAGCCCUAAGUUUAAUAAGUCAUAGAUGUACUAUACGUGAGGCUAAGACGUUAGCUCAAAUCGUUGUUAGUUUGCUGAAUGACUAUAACCAAGCCGGCGAACAAACUGCACCACUCAAUGUCAAGCUGAAUAUUUUGUACAGGUGCGCUCAGGUAGCCGGUACAGCUAAAUCAUGGAAUAUCGUUGAAGCAGCAUUGAAAGAGAUCAGAAAACAAGCGAAAUACUUAGCUGGAGAGGAUGUUGAGCUUGUAAUUCAUUAUGGGUAUCUGAAUUUUUACCUGAUUUCAGAUCAGACAUUUUUAUUGAAACGAUACUUUGAAAACAAUAUAGAACAUAUGACUGGAAUCGAAAGUCAAUUGUUUGCAUCCCUAUUAUCAAAUAUUUUAUUAAAAGCAACGAACUACGGAAGUGAGAGCUUUGCAGCCAAAGUGUUAGCAAAGAUGAAGGAGAAUAACUUUACUUUGGAAAAAUCGCAUUUGGAGAUGCUACAAGCAAAAAUAGAGAAAAAUGGGUAUCUGAGCCUUGCUUUAAUGUUGGAGAGCAUUGAGCCAGCUUAUAAAUCACCAUUUAAUCCGUUGAUAUCACAUGAAGAGGCAACUUUUGAUCACUAUGUUGAUGUCUUUUCCUUAUCCGAAAUAGACUUCUUCUCAAGUCCUGUUAGUGUUGAUUUUAUUUUGGACAAAGUACCUCAAUUUUCAGAUGUUGAAGAAUAUGUUACAUUCAUUUGCAAAAGACUUUUAAAGGAGUUCCGGAAUGAAUCUGCAAGAGUCAUGUUACUAGAUAUAGUGUUACGUCAUAUCUGCAGCACCCGAAAACUAGGCUUUGCUCUGUUGGUCUUGAAAUCUAUAAUUGAAGUACAUGGUAUGGGUAAAUAUUUUGUUGAUACGCGAAGACUUGCCUCAAGGAACAGCAUAUCUGAAUUUCAUCUCUUUUUUCCUCCAAUAGCUCGAAGUAAUUCUUCUUGCCUAACUGCUGCAUAUCUUUUCAAGUACCUCAAAGAUGAAUAUCCUCUUGACUUCAAAUUUACUAAGUAUGAUUACUAUGCUUUGGUAAGAUCAGCAAUUUCAGCGAGUAAUUUGGAUCUUCUACACUAUUACAUGUAUCAUUUGAUCCUGGAUUGGGGUCAUAAAUCGUUGAUACAUAGUGGAGGAUCUUUAAAUUGGAAUCUUCCUGUUAAUUUAUUAAAGCUGAUUAGUGAUUCGUUUCAUAAAAAAGACGUUAAAACAAUAAGCCAAACACUUGAGGAUACUUUGUUUUGGUAUAAAUCAAGUUAUGAUCAAAAAGGGACUGUGCCCCAGAUAUCGGUGGAGAUAUUGAAUAACAUAAUUCUAAAAACAGCACCAGCUGUAAUAAAUGAAUUUCCCAAAUUAUUGCCUCUCCAAAUGAUGAAACACUCAGUAAAUACAUAUGAUGGUUAUCAAUAUCGGAUAGACCAGGCUAAUAAGAGUGAUCUCAUGAGUAUAGUGAAAUCUUUGCAUGAGACGCUACAUGCUGAGAGUUGUGUUGAAGAAACACCACUUUAA
Eremothecium cymbalariae DBVPG#7215 is the source of this 1908-nucleotide messenger RNA. RefSeq lists its product as uncharacterized. The transcript has a single exon. Gene Ontology annotation, biological process: Group I intron splicing. NCBI's taxonomy places the organism in Eukaryota, Fungi, Ascomycota, Saccharomycetes, Saccharomycetales, Saccharomycetaceae. The record is from RefSeq and is a predicted model, not a curated record. Gene Ontology annotation, cellular component: ribonucleoprotein complex. The coding region runs from base 1 to 1908 and encodes 635 amino acids.